This is a messenger RNA of Emiliania huxleyi CCMP1516, 2304 nucleotides long. RefSeq lists its product as hypothetical. NCBI's taxonomy places the organism in Eukaryota, Haptophyta, Isochrysidales, Noelaerhabdaceae. The coding region runs from base 1 to 2304 and encodes 767 amino acids. The transcript is spliced from 5 exons. The record is from RefSeq and is a predicted model, not a curated record.
AUGUCGACGCGGGCGAGUGCGUCGCCCGAUACCACUCCCGUGCUGAACGAGCUUCUCGGCCGCACAGAAGCGGUACGAGCGGAGCUCCUGCCGUUGCUCAAGCGGCAGAAAGCGGUGGCGUCGGCGCGCAUACCUCCGGCCGAGGAGGACCUCAUCGGCGCGAUGCGGCGCGCAAACAACGAUGCGGCUUGGGAGCUGCGCAGCAUGCGGCGUUCGGAGGACUCACUCGUCUCGCAGCGGCAGGGUCACGUCACGCGGGCACAGGUGCGCGAGGCGCUGCGAGCGACAGAUUACGACAUCGACGCAGCUGGGCGCCUGCUGGACCAGCGUCGGCAGAUCUCGCGCGUCGCUGACUAUAUUUUGGACCAGCGCGGGCUCGAGUCGGGGAUCGGCUGGCCGACUCGGCAGGAGGUCGAGGGUCUGCUCGCCAGGACGGGCAACGACGAGGGCGCCGUCCUCUCGUCGCUGUUGCGCGAGAGGCGGGCGACGGUCGAAAAGAUGGUGGAGAUCAUUCACACCGACUCGGUGGACAAGCUGCUCGCGGUCGAGAACCUCUUCAUCUACGGCCUGACCGUACCACCAACAGCGAGCGAGCGGGCGCACGUUGAGGCGCUGUACGGCGGAGAAUUCGACCGUUCGGCGGCGAGGCUAGACUGUUUCCUGCGCGAGGUGGGUGCGCUGCAGCGCAACCUCGAUGAGCUCGCGCCUCCAGACUGGCGGCCCUCGCGGGCGGAACUGGAGGGUCUUGUGCGGGAGCUGGGCGGCGCCCCCGCAGAGGCUUUCCUGCGCGCGUUGCGCCGGCUUGCGGAGGCCGCGCCCAAGUUGGGGUCGCCCGACCGCGAGACGCUCGGGCGGUACGUGAGGCUGGGCGAGUGCGACGAGGAGGCGUCGCUCACUUUCGCGCAGUCGGUGUGGAAGCUGAUGGGUGGCGCGACGGCAAGCAAGGCAAAGGAGAAGCCCAAGUCAGCGAGCGCGAGGACGAGGCAGCCACCCGCCAAAGCGGCGCCGCCUCCACGAUCAAGGUCAGCGGCGCCGGCGGGCAAGAAGCGCGGCGGCAAGGGCGCCACGGCGAGCGCGCCCGAUCCGGCGGACACGCCGGGCCCCAGUCGCGCUGAAGCCGAGGCGGUGCUGCUGGCGGUGAACCCCGUCGGAGACCUGACGGCCGCCACCGAGCUCCUCAAGCGGGUCGACGUGAUCCACCGGCAGAUCUCGGCUACCUUCCCGCUGCUUCGGCGCGAAGACGCGCUUUGGGCCGCGUCGCCCGCCCGUGAGGCGCGCUACCUCUCCCGCGAGCCUCUCUCGCAGGAGGAGCGCAAGGAGGGCGAGUCGGGCGCCAAGCACUUGCUGCGCCGGCUGGGUGCCGCGCUCGAGUCUCUCAAGGACAUUCUCGCGGUCGACGAGCCCGCUGAGCCGCCGCAGAGCAAGAGCGCCGUGCUCGCGGCGCUGGCCGAGGCCGACGCUCGCAGCGCGCAGCCGAGUGGCGUGCCGCGCCAAUCCGUGCGCGAGGGACUCGACGCACAUGCGUUCAAUCUCGAGGGCGCCACGCGGUGGGUGCGCGGCGUCGGCUCGCUCCUCCACCGCCAAGCAGAGCUUGGGAUAGAGUCGCGCGAGGAGGUGGAGGCCGCCUUUGAAGAUCACGGCCAGGACCCGGAUCAGACCACCGCAUACAUGGAGCAGCUGGGAGGGCUGAUGGCCACGGUGGGGGCGAGCCUUCCGCGGGUGGGUCGGGCAGACGCCAAGGCCUUCCUCAAGCUGGGAGCCGAUUGUGCCUCCAGCGCGCAGCUCGCCUCGCUCACCACGGCUUGCCUGCGGGGCCUCUCCCACUUGCUUGGCGACGCGGAGGCGCUGCUGAGCAUCGGCGUCAAGGCCAACGCGCUGACAGCGGAUGAUAGGUGCUACCUGAUCGAGAGCUUGCACCGCUUUGCCUUCGCGGACGAGGCUCGUGGCGAGCUGGAUCAGCCAUCGCGCGUCGCCGCGGCCAACGCCCUGGACGCGGCCGGACUCGACCGCAAGAAGGCGGGGCGGGCGCUCCGCGACGAGCUGCGAAAGAAGCGCGAAAAGGACAUGCGUGAGGCGUACAACCGAAAGAGGUUGCUCUCCGAGGCGUACAAGAAGGGACGUUCACCGCCGUCAAUGAUGGUGGUGGAGACUGCGGCGGAGCAGCUGCAGGCCUCGGCGCCGCUUCGCCCGCCGGUGUCGCCCUUGAAGCGGGCCGUUUGCGAGCUCAGCCUCGGCGCGGACGGCGGGGAGCGAUCCAAGAGCCCGCGCCCCUUUGGGCAGCCGCGGCAGACCGGGCACUCUUAG